CUUCUACAUUGAGAUAUAGAAAAAGAGAGAGUCUCUCUCCAUGUUCACACUGUUGUUACAUAUGAACAGUUACGCACAUUGCACAAUAUUUGACUAUAGAAACGUGACAUCAGCUUAUACAAAUAUUGAGACUGGCCGCACACGUUAACAGUUUAUCUUCUGAACCCCAAGAUGGUCGACGUCAAGGCUCAAAACCUUCUACUUGGGAUAAUGAUGUUGCUGGUGGGUGAUAUUCAUGGCACAGAGGCAUAUCAAAAAAACACCAAGAGACCCCUAAGAUCAAACAAGAUCUUCAAAAAAUAUGAUAUUUCAGUUAAUCAGGUUCAAGCGAUUGAUGCUUGUCGAAUAAUGCAUGGUCGCCUUGCACUACCUGAGAGUAAAGAAGAGGAUGCACAAAUACGCAAAAUCAUUGGCAAUAAUUUCUAUAUGAAUCCCAAACCAUACAAUUCAGCAUACUGGCUCCGAGCUGAUGACAAAAACUAUGAGGGGUACUGGACUGAUAGUUUCACAGGCAAACCCCUGAAGUACCUUAACUUUGAAGCGAGCCAGCUUAACAGCGAUUCAGAAGAUUGCCUCUCUAUAAACUCUUAUAACAGCCAAUGGAACAACAUAAGUUGUAACCUUUUCACAAAAGGUUACUUGUGUGAAUAUACUGAUUAAUUAGUUAUAUGAUUAGAUACUUAUAUUUUUCAUGGGUAAAGCCAGGAAUACCAACAAAACACUAAAAAUUGACCAUAUUUCAAUAAAAGUCUUCUGUUAAUUGAGUAGCAAGUGGAGGAGUUAACAUCAAACAACUCCUCUGCAUAACUGUUGAUAGGAUUUCCAAAAUAGUAUUGUCUACCAUUUCUUUAAUGUUUCUGGAAAAUUACUAUAAUUGAGUGAAAUUUUGGGAAGUAAAAAUCUGUUAUAAGUUUUUAUAAGUUAUUAUUCCUUAUUGCCUUGUUAUGUAAGAACGAGAGUUCAAAUGGUUGAAAUUUGUUUUUUUUAUGUAGAAGCAGCACCAGAGAGUAAUAGAAGAUACCAAGAGAUGCAAUGUUGUGGUAAUGAGCAAGAGUCUGAAGACAUUCAGUUAGACGAGACGAGUUAAUGAGACGAAAAGCUUUUGAUUUCACCUAUCUAAAAAAAGCUGUAUGAGUGGACCCAUCCACUAAUAUAAUCAUGUGAAGCAUACUCCAUACAUGGAUGGAUAAGGCCCCUGUAUGGCAUCAGCAGCUUAGGGGAGGUGGUGAGGAAAACUGGCACAUACAUCUCUAGAAAUGCGUAACUCCAUAAUAGUUACUUUAGCUACAGGUGAAAUGUGGAGUUUCUAGUUUAGAUUAUAAGUAAAGGACAGACUGAAGACGUUCAACGUAGACACAGUUAAGUGUCAUUGAAGAAGAGAAUGGUUGUCCAGGACUCCAGUAGGUGGUGUCAGAGAGAGAGAGAGAGAGAGAGAGAGAGAGAGAGAGAGAGAGAGAGAGAGAGAGAGAGAGAGAGAGAGAGAGAGAGAGAGAGAGAGAGAGGAGUCUCCUUAUGAUCAAGGCAUGAAAAAUGCCAAUAUGAAGCUUUUAUAUCAGGCAAAAGGUGGAGAAGCAGAAAUAACCAGUUUUUAAUUGUACGGAGAGUCGGGUUGAAGACUGUUAUUAAGAGACAAAGCAAGUGAAGAUUGCUUUUUCGUUUGAUCAAUUUGUUUAUUAUCAUUGUUAUUAUUAUUAUUAUUAUUUUUAUUGUUAAUAAUGUUAUCAUUUUCAUCAUCCCAAAUGUGAUGACAGUUAGGGUUUUAAUGCAGAGGAAGUAAAGUGAGGUACGUCAGGUAUCCCAUGGAAAAUGCUAUAAAUAAAGCUUUCAAUAAUA
Messenger RNA from Portunus trituberculatus (swimming crab), 1833 nucleotides. RefSeq lists its product as uncharacterized. The record is from RefSeq and is a predicted model, not a curated record. Bases 172 to 660 code for a protein of 162 amino acids. The transcript has 4 exons. NCBI's taxonomy places the organism in Eukaryota, Metazoa, Arthropoda, Malacostraca, Decapoda, Portunidae.